AUACAUUGAGACAAAACUAAUAUCUAUUAGUCUAAACAUUCUUCAAGAAGAGAUAUUGCUGUAACACGUCUCGGUUGUUUCAACGUUACAGAUAAAUAAUUAACGACAGUUUAAACGUUAUCAGACAUAAGUUUUUAGAAACCAUAUAUACAGGCCGAGCCUGCGCUCAUCGACCCUCCGAGAAACCAUAGAAACAGUAAAGCUAUGAAAAUCAAAACAAUCAUCCAUUGCAGUCAACUGUUUUAAGAAUUCUAGGAAUGAUCAACUAUGGACACCAAAGAUAGCAGCGACGAAGAGGAGGCACAUAUUUCAGCGUUUACAAAAUUUGAUGAAAGCAUAGAGGUGCGUAAUGCCGAAGAGAUACAAAGUCCUGUGAGUCACAGACCUUCAAGUUCCAAGAGACCUAGACCGACCCGUAGGACUGAAAGUCGCGAUGCUAUGGGGAUCAAUUCACCACGUGAAAAAUUGGACUUCAGAAGGUACUCUGACAACGAGAAUAGCUUUGGGAAGUCAAUGGGAAUCAACAGUGAUCCGUCUGAUAGUGAAGAAAGCGACGAUGAUGAUAUAGAGGGGACCAUUAAUGCACAGCCUGUUGAAAUUUAUAAUCCAAAAGAUUUUGAGGAUUUGGAGGUAUCCAUAGAAGUGAAGGAACUGUUUCAGAACAUAAUGAGGUACACGCCACAAAAGAUAGAGCUGAAUUACAAACUCAUCCCCUUUAUUCCCGACUAUAUUCCAGCAGUGGGUGAUAUCGACGCCUUCCUGAAGAUUCCACGACCCGAUGGAACGGAGGAUAAAAUAGGUUUAACCGUCUUGGACGAACCCUGCACCAAUCAAUCGGACCCAGCCGUGCUGCACCUGCAGCUACGUAGCUACAUGAAGAGCGCAGGUGCAGCAAGGCAGACAGUGAUCAAAAGGAUCGAAGAUGCAGAGAAAAAUGGUAAAUCAAUCGACAAGUGGAUCGAGGAUAUGAAUCAGCUUUAUAGAAGUAAGCAUCCACCGGCUGUUCACAUAACAAAACCAAUGCCUGACAUUGAUUCUUUGCUUCAACAAUGGCCAACCGAAGUAGAGGAGAAGCUGAACGAAGCUGAAUUGGAUUUCACGCAGCUCGAUUGUGAAUUACCCGAGUUGAUCGAUGUCAUUUGUAAUUUACUUGAUAUUCCUUCUGAUGAAGAAACGAGACUGGAAGCCCUUCAUACACUCUUCACUCUUUAUUUGGAAGUUAGAAAUGCUAAAGCCCAGAAAUAUUAAAAGACGUUUCUUUCAGAAACAUCUGAAAAGUUUUCCUCAUACUGUCACGUUUUCCCGGAAGGUUACGAGACAUUAGAUAGGUAAAUCAUCUAUCUGCAGAAUAAAGUAUGUAGUUUAGUGAACAAUGUAGCGAAUACGUAACAGUAUUUAUGUAACGACCUAAGUGUCAUAAAAAGCCACUGAUAUUAUUGACUAGGAAAUGUUUAUACAUUCAUAAUAUUCCUAGAUAAUAUAAUCAGAGGCUACUGACAGUUUAAGGACGGGUUUAGUGAUUAACACGACAUCAUGUAAAAAAAAUAUUUUAUUGUAACACUAUCAUCAAUUAUAUAAUUGUAUGAAUUUCACAAUAGGUAGGGAUCAAGAAGGAAAUAUUUAUAAUCUUGUGUAUUGUCGUGCAUAAAGUAAUUAUGUGAUUUCUUGUUGAUUGAUUUAAUUUAAUUCAAUCAUUUUUUUAUUUUAUAUUAAAAAUCACAUCCUAUUGUACCAACUGCGAU
Osmia lignaria (orchard mason bee) is the source of this 1742-nucleotide messenger RNA. Lineage: Eukaryota; Metazoa; Arthropoda; Insecta; Hymenoptera; Megachilidae. The record is from RefSeq and is a predicted model, not a curated record.